GAAAACCACCGUCAUAUGUUGUUUCAGGAUCCUGAUCUUGUUGUGGAAUCAAUGACUACGAAUAGUACCUCAUCGCCUGCUGCGAGGUCGUCGGCAUCAUCAUCUGCAACCGAACGCAGGCCGCCUGCCAGUUCAGGGUCCACUACGAGAGCUGCAGGGGCAUCGACUCCAAGUUCAACGCCUUUGCGCUGGGAUCGACAAACAAUUCAGUUUUCUGUCAAUGCUUGGAUUUCACACGUGAAAACCGAGUUGUGGGUGUUUUGUGGGCGAAUAAAAGGGAUAGCGGGUUGUGGUUUGCUCCAGCGGAAUGGAAAGAAUGUAGGUUGGGGAUCCAAGUGCUGCCAUUGUCGCCGAUCACUGAGGUUUUGUUUUCGGAUAUGGGGUUUGUGAGGCGGCUUGUGGAGUGGGCUUUGCCGGCGUUAGCGAGGGAGGGUGUUGGUGAAGGAUGGAAGGGGUUUGUGUAUGCACUGGAAGGGGUUUAUGAGAAGGAGGUUGCACUUGAAAAGAUUAGAAAAUUGAGUGGGCAUGAUGAUGGGAAUUCUCUAAGUAACUUGUUAUGGUGGAUUCAUAGUAGAGAUGAAGGUGAUCAAGGUUAUGAGGGAGGGGGUAAGCAUUGUUGGUUUGGUCAUUAUUGCCAUUAAAUUUCAAAUAUAUGCAUAUGUGUGUGUUUAUGACUUUAUGGUCUCUUAUGUGUGAUAUUGGUAAUGAGGAUGUUACUAAUUC
This is a messenger RNA of Helianthus annuus (common sunflower), 723 nucleotides long. RefSeq lists its product as uncharacterized. The record is from RefSeq and is a predicted model, not a curated record. The transcript is spliced from 4 exons. Bases 16 to 390 code for a protein of 124 amino acids. Lineage: Eukaryota; Viridiplantae; Streptophyta; Magnoliopsida; Asterales; Asteraceae.